AUGGCGCCCCUCGCGCCGCCGCGCCGGCGGCUUGCUCCCGCGGCCGCGGGAGGAGGCCCCGCCGGCUUCGGCGACUCCGUGCGCGUGCUGCUCGCGCUGGCCGCGCUCUACGCCGCCAUGUCUCUCCUCGCCUACCGCGUCAUCCACAUGCGCCACGUCGCGCCGCUCGGCGCCGACGCGCCGCGGGGGAACUUCUCCGAGGGACGCGUGCUCCAGCACCUCACCCGCCUCGCCGUUGACAUCCCUAGCCGCCAGGAGGGGAGCCCAGGGUUGGAGGCCGCCGCGCAGUACAUCAAAGGGGAGCUCCAGGGUCUCUCCGCGCGUGCGGGCCCGGAGUACAGAAUAGAGGUUGAGGAAACACUUGUUAGCGGCUCUUUCAGCAUGAUGUUUCUGCGUCAUAGAGUAACACUAGGCUACAGGAAUCAUAAAAAUGUUGUCAUGAGGAUUUCAUCAAAUGUUUCAGAAGAUGAUGAUCCAUCCUUGUUGGUAAAUGGUCAUUUUGACAGUCCGCUUGGAUCUCCUGGUGCAGCAGAUUGUGGUUCUUGUGUUGCAUCUAUGCUUGAGCUAUCACGACUCAUCAUUGACUCUGGGUGGAUCCCUCCUCGACCGGUGAUUUUCCUUUUCAAUGGUGCAGAGGAACUUUUUCUUUUGGGCUCACAUGGUUUUAUCAAGACACAUAGAUGGAACAGGACAAUCAGUGCUUUCAUCAAUAUUGAAGCUUCUGGAAGUGGGGGUACAGAUUUAGUUUGUCAAUCUGGACCUGGAUCGUGGCCUUCUCGUAUUUAUGCUCAGACUGCAAAGUACCCUAUGGCAAAUAGUGUUGCUCAGGAUAUGUUUGGAAUAAUCCCAGGUGAUACAGAUUAUAGGAUAUUUGCUGAAGACAUUACGAACAUUCCAGGACUUGAUAUUAUUUUUGUUCUCGGUGGUUAUUUCUAUCAUACUUCAUAUGAUACAUUGGAGAAUCUACUCCCUGGAAGUAUUCAAGCUCGUGGUGAAAAUUUAUUCAACCUUGUGAAGGCAUUCACAAAUUCUAUGUUGUUAAAAGAGAAUGAGAUAUCUAAUAAAGCUGCUAAGGAUGGAAUUGAAGAUUUGCGGGCAGUCUUUUUUGAUUAUUUGACUUGGUUCAUGGUGUUUUAUUCUCGUGAUAUCUCUCUGAUUCUUCACAGUCUACCGGUAGCCAUUUUUCUUCUUGUACCGCUGUUCCUGAAGUUCCCAAACAUUACCUUGAUGUCAUGGUUUGUAACUCUUCUAGGUUUCAUGAGAGGAAUGUUACUCCAUGCGUUUGGUGUCAUCCUUGCAAUAUUUAUUCCUGCUGUGGCUGCAGCAUUAAGAUUGUUAUUCACGAAGAAUGCAAUGAAUUGGUUUGCUCACCCUUAUUUGGUGUUCCUUAUGUUUGUCCCUACUUCAUUGAUUGGUCUAUUGCUGCCGAGAGUUACAUGGGGGUUAUCGGAGCAAGCACACUUUUGGGGUGCUUUUGGGUUGUAUUCUUUAAUAACUAUGGCCUACACGCUAGCUGGGCUGAGUGGAGGUUUUCUAACAUUUUUCAUUUCCAUGUCCAUGCUUCUUGGGCGAUUUGUCUCUAGCAUCAAUAGGAAGCAGUGGAGCCAACAAUCACCUAGGUCGUUGGUUGCGUAUGUGCUGCCUAUGAUCCCAUGUCUCCUUUAUUGUCUUUACUAUGGCGGAUUCCUUAUCCAGUUCCUGAUUGAAAAGAUGGGCAUGAUGGGAUCUCUUCCAAAACCAUAUGGAUAUUUUGUGCCUGAUGUUAUUGUUGGAGCUGUAGUUGGAUUAGUGGUUGGUUGGUGUUUUGGUCCUCUAGCACCUGUUGCUGGUCGUUGGUUGUCGAAGACCUCAAUUCUCCAUGUCUUUCUGCAAAUUACAGUGGUUGCUUUGGCUGUCUCAUCUCAACUGUUUCCUUACAGCACUGGAGCACCAAAAAGAGUUGUUCUUCAACAUACUUUUGUUACAGAUGGUAAUAAUGUUAUAGAUUCAAGCUAUGGUUUCUCUGUGGUUGAUUCUAACUCAUUGGAGUUUCUUUUCAACAAUGCACCUGAGGCCGCCAGAUGGCUGAAGGAUAACUCUGAGUUGUCUUUUGAAGAAAAAUAUCGGUCUGAUAGAAGCUCAUGGUUGGCUGUGUACCCUGUCCCGUUCUUGUUCUCUGGAAGUCUAAAAUUUCAGGCACAAACUGAAGAGAUUAGAAAGUAUUACCAGCAUUUCCCUCAGUUAGCUGUUCAGGAGAUCUGGGAUAACAAUGGGCAGCGAAGGGUGCAUCUCAAACUUUCACUUGGUUCCUUAUCAGAAAUUUGGACCUCUGUGCUCAAUAUUACUGGGCCACUAUCAAAUUGGUCCUUUGCUGAUAACAUGCUCCCAGCUCCUCAAACUGUAAGUGGCGGGCCACCAUCAUAUAUUUGUCGACUCAGUGGAAAGAGCGAUGUGGAUUGGUCUUUCUGGUUGGAGGCAAACUCUUCUGAAAGUCUGAGAAUCGAUGUUGCGGUACUUGACCAGUAUCUUGUUGAUAGUACAAAGAAACUGAAGAGCCUCUUCCCAAGUUGGGCAGACUUGACAGCCUUCACAACAUUUUUCUCAACAUAUCAUUUAUGA
Miscanthus lutarioriparius is the source of this 2598-nucleotide messenger RNA. Lineage: Eukaryota; Viridiplantae; Streptophyta; Magnoliopsida; Poales; Poaceae. The record is from the annotation of a GenBank genome assembly.